Adelges cooleyi (spruce gall adelgid) is the source of this 1656-nucleotide messenger RNA. It is a transcript of the gene Tcs4, whose product is annotated as tRNA N6-adenosine threonylcarbamoyltransferase, mitochondrial. The record is from RefSeq and is a predicted model, not a curated record. The transcript has 8 exons. Lineage: Eukaryota; Metazoa; Arthropoda; Insecta; Hemiptera; Adelgidae. Bases 333 to 1571 code for a protein of 412 amino acids. Gene Ontology annotation, biological process: tRNA threonylcarbamoyladenosine modification. Gene Ontology annotation, cellular component: mitochondrion.
UAGAAUACAAUAUAGCUGUACAUAGUGCGCCUUUUGUAUAACACUGAACUGGUCGUGAAUUCUCGUGGCAAAAAAUAUUAUGCUAACAAAUCGUCCUCGAGUGAUUCGGAAAUGAAAUAGAAAUAUUUCAUCGGUGACGUAUGGGCAAUUUUUGACUUUGAACAAUCGCACCUUUAAUAAAAUAAAGCGAAGUGCUGGCUGCCUACACGUUUUGACUUCAAUAAUUUACGCCGUCAUCGUGUACAUUUUAACGGUCGGUUUGGACACACGGGUCUUAACGUGAACAGCGCAGCAAGUACACACCGUACAGACAAGGAUGUAUAAACCGUCUAAUGAUGAAUGUCCGUCGAUUCUUGGGUCCAUCGCAUUUUAUAUUUAAUACAAAUGUGCGGUACAGUCAUAAAACAUGCAGAAUUAUGGGCAUCGAAACUAGUUGUGAUGAUACAGGUUGUGCGAUUGUUGACAGUCAUAGAAAUAUAGUGUCCGAAUUUCUUCAUUCGCAACAGGAAACGCACAUAAACUUUGGAGGUAUUAUACCACCGAUAGCGAGAAACUUGCACAAAGAACAUAUUGAACGCGUUGUAACUGAGACAUUAAAACAGUCUCAUUUCACUUUACAAGAUGUGGAUGCUAUUGCUGUUACAAUCAAACCAGGUCUAUCACUGUCACUUUUAGUAGGCAUGAACUAUGCCAAACAUUUGUGUAGGAUAUCAUCAAAACCAUUGAUACCUAUUCAUCAUAUGGAAGCUCAUGCAUUAACAGCAAGAUUAACUGACGAAAACUUACAGAUGCCAUUUUUAGUUUUACUGAUAUCUGGUGGACAUUGUCUCUUGGCAGUUGUAAAAAAUGUAGAUACAUUUUUAUUGUUAGGUCAAUCUGUUGACGAUGCUCCAGGUGAAGCUUUAGAUAAGGCAGCCAGGCGUCUACAAUUGAAAAAUUUCAAAGAAUUUAGACACUGUAGUGGGGGUCAAGCAAUCGAAAGAGCAGCUACUAAAGGUGAUGCUAAAGCUAUUGACUUGGGUACAUUUAUGACUGGUUACAAAGAUUGUAAUUUCAGUUUUUCUGGCCUUAAGAAUACUAUAAGAACUCAAAUUCUAAAAUUUGAAAAGAAACAUGACAUAAAAGGAGAUGAAAUAAUUCCUGAAGUAUAUGAUUUGUGUGCUAGUAUUCAAUAUUCUAUUACCAAACACAUUUGUACGAGGGUGCAAAGAGCCAUGGAGUUUAUUGACCGUACAAAUAUGAUACCAAAAAACAACAGGACAUUGGUAAUAUCUGGAGGUGUAGCAAGCAAUAUGUUUAUUCGGAAAUAUUUAAAUGCUUUGUGCGAUGACAUGGCAUAUAAUUUAUCAGUACCGCCACCAGCCCUUUGCACUGACAAUGGAGUAAUGAUAGCUUGGAACGGAAUCGAAAAAUUUUCCAAACACCUUGAUAUCUUUAGCCAUGACAACUUGGAUAAAAUUGAUAUCCUGCCAAAAGCUCCAUUAGGAAAGGACAUAUCACAAGAAGUUUCAGAUAUGAACAUUAGAUGUCCAUCAGGGUUUUUCAACAAAUUAUACAACAGUAAUAAAUAAUAAUAAAUAUAAUAUAUAGAUUUUUAUUAGUUUUUAUUCCAAUAAAAUUUUAUUACAAAACAAUAAAAUUGAUAAACAGUUAAUA